Molecule: messenger RNA, 1077 nt
Organism: Aspergillus pseudoviridinutans
Lineage: Eukaryota; Fungi; Ascomycota; Eurotiomycetes; Eurotiales; Aspergillaceae
Exons: 4
Coding region: 1-1077 (358 amino acids)
Cellular component (GO): membrane
Source: RefSeq, a predicted model, not a curated record
AUGGAGACCUCCAGCUCUUCAACACUUCCACGAAAGAAGGUCAAAACUGGGGCAAAGAAGACUGGGGUAAAGAAGACAGGAAAGAAGACCACUGGCAAGAAAAAGCCAACUUCGUCCACUAGUCAAGUUCACCUUGCCCCUCCUCCUCAUCCUUAUCCCGCGAACACUCAGUAUGCACCGACAUAUGCGCCUAUUCCACAGACGGUAGUUCUUGAGAAACCAAGUAACCGAAAAGGAAAAACUUCGUCAUGUCUACUCGUGUGUCUAGCGGUUUUCUCCUAUCUGGUGGCCAUCGUCUUGGGUCUUUAUAUCAUGACUAGCUGCGUCUCGACAACGGCAAAUGCUAAUGAAAUCUACCUCGCUGAACUCUCAACAAACGGGACAUACGAUAUCUCACUUCGUGUGGGCUACUUUGGAGGAUGUCUAUCGGCCACCGAAGCAGCUAAGGUGUCCUCUCCCCAUGGCAAUUCCUCCGCACAAACAUCCACCCACUGCGUCUCGAACAUGCGCCGGAAAGAUCUGGACAACCUAAGCGAAGACCUUUGGGAGCCUCUAGCCCUUAACUCUUCUGGUGCCCAAUCCCACGUUCGGUCCUUUCUAAACACCACCCUCCCACAAGCCAAACACCUCCAAGAGAAUGUCUUCUUCUGUGAACCUCCUCUCGUCCAUGUCCUUCUAUUUUUCACCUCAGGGAUUAUGCUCCUCGUUGCUCGCACGGGCACAUCCAGGAAGAAGUCAUACAAGGCAAUGUUAGUGAUAGCUAUCACAUUGAGUGCCUUCUCACUUGCCCUCGCACUAGUGACCGCCCUUGGCUCUCUACAGGGCAUGAAUGCGUUGCUUAACGCCUCUGCAUCUGGGGAGCAAAGAGACCUUGGUAAUUCCCUGUAUAUAUCGCGUGGUAAAAUCAUCCAGGCGAUCCAGGGGGCUCUUGCUGGUAUUGUCGCCGUCUUCUAUGUCUCGAUGGGGGUGCUCUUUGUGCAGCGAACGCCAGAGGGAGCGGCUGGUUAUAUAGUCCACGCCUUUCAGACGGCAGGGAUACCUUUGAAGAAGAGGUGGGGAAGACGACAGGCAGUAUGA